Molecule: messenger RNA, 4526 nt
Organism: Vespa mandarinia (Asian giant hornet)
Lineage: Eukaryota; Metazoa; Arthropoda; Insecta; Hymenoptera; Vespidae
Molecular function (GO): RNA binding
Source: RefSeq, a predicted model, not a curated record
UCACUCACUAUCGAAAACUAUUAUGCACUUAAAGUCCUCUACGGCUCUAGGCAGAGUGCAUAAAGGUGUAUUUAAAUAAAAUUACUUUAUGUGCGACUGGCAGAGAGCUUCGAGAGAGCUGCCAUGGUUGCCAGUACUUUGCGACGGUUUGACUACUCGUUACGGGCUCAUCAUGACGGAUGAAAUUCCACCGAAGACUCUGUACGUCGGCAAUCUGGAUCACAGUGUUUCUGAGGAUUUAUUGUGCGCGUUGUUCUCACAAAUCGGUGUUGUCAGAGGCUGCAAAAUCAUCCGAGAGAUGACAAUCGUGCUGGUUUGCGCGCUGCUGAUCGGCCAGCACGUAGGAGCGGUGGUGAACAAGGCGUUGCCGCAAGCAUCGCCCAGCGAGAAUCCUGAGGAAAAGAAAAAUGAGAUAAAAGCCAACGAAAGAAUAAGCAACUCUUAUGGACCACCCGCCGACGACUAUGGACCACCGAUUGUAUCGGUGAAUGGUGGUUUCAAUGGACCAGCACCAGUCUACGGACCGCCGUUAAACAUUAAACCUCAUUACGGGCCACCAAAACAAACUUUUGGCCCAACGAAGCUUCACUUUGCUCCGCUAAAACAGCACUUCGGACCGCCGCCGCUUUCCUUCCCUUCGUUUAGACCACCAAAACCACAGUAUGGACCACCGUUAAAGUUGAACACGCCUCCACUCGCCGGUUUCCCACCGGUAUCGUCUUUGCCAAAUCAUUUGGGACCCGUUAAGUCUGGACAUGGACCACCCAUUCCUGUAUCCAUCGAAUCUUAUCGACCACGACCCGAACCACUUCCUCUUCCAGUGAAUCCAGAGUAUGGACCACCACCUCCACUUCCACCUCCUCAAUUAUCUAUUCAGUACGAAUUGAGUAACGCUAAUAUUCAUGGACCACCACCUCCACCUCCUGCAGGAGUUCCAGCACCUCCCACUCCACCUGAUAUAAUGUACGAUGGAUGGCAACCCAUAGCUGGACUUGCUAAUCAAAAUCAACAAGGACCACCGUUGAAACAAUAUUCAUCCUCCGAUGGUCAUCAUCUCAAGUACGUCGAAGAUACGACGAAUCCGAAUGUGCCCAGUGAUUCUUACGGUGUACCCAUCACUAAUCCAGAAGCUCAACAUUUGAAAACUUCUGUCCGUGAAUCCUCUGGCGAUAAAAACGGAUUGCCUCCACCACCAUUACCAGUGUACGACGGUGAUCAUAAUUCGAAUACUCACGCAUCAUCCUCAUCGUCCUCCUCUUUCCAUUCGGAUCAUCAUCAACAUAAUCAUCAGCAAUCAAACUUAAAAUACAACGUUGGAAACUCAGAUUCUCUUUCGAUCGUGAAAACCGUAGGUUUUGAGUUGCUACCCAAUACUGAAUCUUUGACCUCAGAUCUUCAAAGUUUGACUCACGGAAGCAAUUCUGGUGUUUCCUCAUACGAACAUUCAUUAACGUCCCUAAACAUCGAUGGUGACUCGAAUUCGGGACAUUCUGUAUUACCAUUGCAAGAACUGGAUGAAUCGUCUCACGAUGCUUCAUUCGGAAACGGAGAAUCUCACGGAGUUCAUAACGUCAACGAUAUCACCUUGCAACAACUACCGGGACUGACAUCAGUUAAUUUCGGAAAGGUCAAUGGAAUCGUCGGUGGUUCUUUGCUUCCGCCACCUACUGAUUCCUAUGCAGCACCACCACUCUCUUCAUACUCAUCAGAUGGACCUUAUCCAGCAGCUCAAUCUGGUCGAACUGGACCAACAUUCUCACCGUUUGGACAUUUCGGUACUUCCUUCCAGAAACAUGGCUCGCAUCAUCAUAGAUUUCACGGACACUUUAGAUUACACGGUCCACCUUCAUCACCUCCAGCAUCUUUAAUACCACCUAGAAAUCGAGAACCGAUCAAAUUCCGAGAGCCAAUUCCCAUAGCACUGAUAUCCAAUCUUCAUCGUUACCUUCCGUCGUUACCUCCUAUUGACCUGACAAAGCCACUUAAAUUACACGCUCCUCAUCUAUCGUUCGGCCCUCAGCUACCUAGUUUGAACGCUCCUCUUUCAUUUCAUCAAUCAUCUGAAUCCGAUCAUUCCUUAUCGAACACCUUCUCUAACAGUGGAUCUUUCGGCAAAUUCAAUUCUCACAGUUUGAAUUCUCCAAUGGCUGCACCCAAUGCGCAAUACGGAACUCCAUUAUCCUUCACGGAUUUCAAUACGCCAGCUCCGGUUCCAACCUAUGGUGCACCUAAUUUUGGACCAGCUUCUACAUUUGGUUUCACGUCAAAUGGCUUUGGGACAAAUCUUUAUGACGGAAUAGGAAAUGGUCUGACCAGCGUUUAUGGAACUCCUGUAAUAAAUCCACCUCUAACGAUUACUACUGGUGAUUGUAAUUACCAGCAGUUCAACAGUGACACGGAUUUUGGAUUUGACAAGGGUACCAAUCACUUGUUGCCACCCUCUGUUCUUCCAGUGUUACCAAGUUCGACAGGAGAGGAAGAUAAUUCUUUACUCAAAUCACCACCAGCUUUAUCUUCAAUUUCGGAUUCUUUGAAUUCGUAUAUUGCACCACCUGUAAACACGUUAGAUUUGGAGAAUUAUGAGCAACGGAAAGUUGGCUUGAAAGAUAGUUAUGGAAAUCCAAUAGGAGUUUCUUAUGAAUCAUCGAAUCAAGCGAUUGAUUCGGACGUUCAAAGUAAUGAUCAUGUUCAUUCGUCGACUGCCGGAGUAACAAAUAUUUUAUCUCUUUCCUCUUCCUCAUCAUCAUCAUCAUCUUCUUCUUCCUCUUCUUCUUCCUCUUCUUCUUCUUCUUCUUCUUCUUCUUCAUAUUCUGGCCCAUCCCAAAGUUCUUUCUCUCCUGGAAUAUCCUUACACCAACAUGGAACCUCUGCCGAGGCCUUAACAGCUAGCUUAACGGCUCAAGGUUAUGGCGAAGCUAAGAGUCUUAGCUCGAACGAGGUAGAUGCUAGUCAAUACUUGAAGACUGAUGAAGGUAGUCAAGCAUUAGCUCUAGCACAAGGUCUGACUGCUGAUGGUCCAAAUGGCUUUCAAAUUCAGGGAUCAAAAGGCACGUACACUCUACAGAUUCAACCUGCUGAUGGUGGAUUAGGAACGGAAAAUUCUGACGGUAGCAUAAGACACGAUCAAGUUCUUUCAAAUGGCCUUCUUCAAGAUAUUCUUGCGGCGAUCGAGCAACCAGAUCAAGGUCGAGUCGAACUUCAAGGUCCACCUCAAUCUCAACCAUUGGAAGAAGUUCACAGUGAUCAAUUGUCUGGAUCUAACAGCAUCUCUCAUCAGAAUGGACAUUAUAUCACGGUUCAAAAUAAGGAGGACGAAGAGAUAAAUCAACUUAUCCGACAAGUCAGCGAUAGAAGUGGUCAAUCAUCCAAUAACGACGAAAGAAAUUCAUCUAAAAGCGAAGCAAUCGCUUUGUUCUUUAAUAAUCAAUAUGUGGAUAACACGAGAAAGGAUACGAGAUCUGUGAGCAAAGUGGAGAAACAAGCGAAUACUUCGAUCUCCGUGAAGAAUUAAUAAAGUGAAAUGAUAUUUACCUGAACUUUUUCGUGAAAUAGUGUGCCUGUGAAAAUUAUCUAAAUACGUGUUAAGAAAAAAUUGUGUCGUUACUUUCGAUAUCAAGUUAUGCUCUAAUUUAGAUUCUUUUUAAAGAUAUUUAUCGAAACUAAAACUCUGUGUUAGAUUUUAGAUUUAUGGUGCUCCGUCAUUGUCUUUGAUCGUGUUCGAAGAUCAAAGAUAUCCUAAAGGAAUAAGAAGACGUGCUUCGUUCGUAGCAGAAACUAAACGAGAAACACGAUAGUCGCUGAUCGAUUCGUAUUAAACGCGUCGUUGAAAUACCACUUGAAGUAAUCCGAGUAGAACGUGAGAGAAGUGAGAAAAGAAUCGAGGAGGAGUUUGUUCAACACUCUUCUCGUUUGCCUUUGGAAAAAGGGAAAGUGAUAAUUACGCGUUGGCUAAUGUAUCGAUAACAGGUUAUUAGAAGAAUAAUCUGCUUACUUAAGAAUAUCUCACCUCGAGUUACUCGGGUGUUACGAGUGUUCUUAGAAAGUUUAGAGUAUCAUUAUCGUUCUAAUACCAUUCUUUAUUUAUUUUCUUUCUUUCUUUGCCGAGAGAUUUUGAGAAAGCAGGUUCUAUUAUCAGGGCGAACUUAAUUGCAAUAUAGUAAAGAUUAAAGAUGCUCCAAAGUGUAGCCUGAAACUAACUUGUCUCCUCUUUAAUACAUUUAUCUAUUCUAGGUCAAAUAAUAGAGAAGUUAUGCGUAGAGAAAAAAAGAAAGUUCAUGAUUAAUUAUUAAAGGAGAUUCGUCGAUUCUUUGUUCUCAUUUAAACAUCUGUGAAUUUUGGUGCCCCUCAAAGAAAAGAAGAAAUCGAAAGAUGAAACGAACCGACUUGUGAUCCUUAGGAGAAUCAACUCCAUGUUGUACUUUCGAUCGACGAAUCUAGGUCAUCGGGCUACGGGCUUUGACUCGCCGUAGUGAAAUGUGUGUUACCGUCGCUCUCUAACAUUCGCCAAGUGUACUCCUUCGUUCAAG